Molecule: messenger RNA, 2623 nt
Organism: Zalophus californianus (California sea lion)
Lineage: Eukaryota; Metazoa; Chordata; Mammalia; Carnivora; Otariidae
Gene: MSR1
Product: macrophage scavenger receptor 1
Exons: 9
Coding region: 154-1239 (361 amino acids)
Biological process (GO): receptor-mediated endocytosis
Cellular component (GO): membrane
Molecular function (GO): scavenger receptor activity
Source: RefSeq, a predicted model, not a curated record
AAUGCAUUGUUAAGAAAAAUUUUCAGCACACAAAUGUCAUUUCCUUUCUUCAUGGACCAGUUGCUGAAAUACUAUGUGGUAAAAGAUUUUAGGUCUCAACUGUAAAGAGAGAAGUGGAUAAAUCAGUGCUGCUGUCUUUAGGACAAAUGAAAGAUGGAACGGUGGAAUAGCUUUCUUGAUCAACAGGAUGACACUGAUAACUGCUCAGAAUCCGUGAAGUUUGAUGCCCGCUCCAUGACAGCCUUGCUCCCUCUGUAUCCUAAAAAUGGCCCUACCCUUCAAGAGAAACUGAAGUCCCUCAAAGCUGCACUGAUUGUCCUUUAUCUUCUUGUGUUUGUAGUUCUCAUACCCAUCAUCGGAAUAAUGGCAGCACAGCUUCUGAAGAGGGAAAUGAAGAAUUGCACAGUUGGUCCAAUUAAUGCAAAUGAAAUAUCUCAAAGUCUCACAGGAAAAGGAAAUAACAGUGAAGAUGAGAUGAGAUUUCAAGAAGCUGUUAAGGAACAAAUGAGCAACAUGGAGAAGAGAAUCCAAUAUAUUUCAGAUACAGAAGCCAAUCUCAUAGAUUCAUUGCAUUUCCAAAAUUUUAGUCUGGUGACUGAUCAAAGAUUUAAUGAUGUUCUUCUCCAGUUGAGUACCUUGGUUUCCUCAGUUCAGGGACACGGAAACACGAUAGAUGAAAUCUUCAAGUCGUUAAUAAGUCUGAAUACCACAUUGCUUGAUUUGCAGCUCAGUAUCGAAACACUGAAUGGCAAAGUCCAAGACAAUACAUUAAAACAGCAAGAGGACAUGAGUAGAUUAGAGGAGCUUGUGUACAAUGCAUCAGCAGAAAUUAUGUCUGUGAAAGAAAAACAAGUGAAUUUGGAACAGGAAAUAAAAGGAGAAGUGAAAGUACUGAAUAACAUCACUAAUGAUCUCAGACUGAAAGAUUGGGAACACUCUCAGACAUUGAAAAAUAUCACUUUAAUUCAAGGUCCUCCUGGACCCCCUGGUGAAAAAGGAGAUAGAGGUCCUGCUGGAGAACGUGGUCCACAAGGCAUUCCAGGUGCAGUAGGUUCUCCAGGUCUUAAAGGUGAUAGGGGAGCCAUUGGCUUUUCUGGACCUCGAGGAUUCCCAGGGCCACCGGGGAAGACCGGGAGGACAGGAAAUCCUGGACCAAAAGGCCAGAAGGGGGACAGAGGGAGUGGAAGCAUACUAACACCGGUACAACCCCCUGAUCGUAUUUGGGCAGGGCCCUUUUAAGAUCAGGUGGGUUGGGCAAGACACCUUCUGCUACCAUCUCAUUAAAAGGCCCUUCACCUCUGGACAAGUCAUCAGCACAACCAACUCCAAGAUCCCUUUGUGGCUCCCCCAAAUGGCUUUGGUUCCUGUGUGGUGUGCAGCUUCCACAUGGCUUUCUCUCCUGGUCCUUUGUGCUGUUUGGGCCUCUGUUCCCACGUUCCUACCUCUCCCCACUCCAGUACCUCACCAUCACCACCAUCUUCUAGCACCCUUAGCUGGGAUGCCUCCCAUGUACUGACUGGUGGGCCGCUCAUGCCAGUUCUCAGAGCCAGGCCAGAAGCCCUCUGCCAUCCACUCACCUUAUGUUUUUUGAACCCAGUUUAAUCCGUUGGGUUCUAGGAGACAUCUCUUGGAUACUGAUUCUAUGUGGGUUCUUGACAUUUAAAAACAAUACUCUCAAUAAAUGAUAGGAUACAUAAAAGAAAAUGCAUUUGUUAAUUCACUCAUUCAUUCACUCAGCAUAUGUUCAUUGCAUACCUCCUGGAGCUGGACAUAGGAGCUAAUAAGAUGACUAUUGCCUCUCACCUUACAGAGCUAAUUGUCCCUGGAAGCCCUAGGCAUGUAAACGGGCAAUUCUACGAUACAGCAGAAUUAUAUAAGGGGAGGAAUAGGGCUUUAGAGGUGUUCAGAGGAGAUCAAGAUUAUUAAAUUCCUUAAAAUAUUAAAAAGUAAAUUGAUUUUGAUUAGCUUAGUUUACCUUCUUGUCUUCUUAUUCUACAAAUUACAACCUUUUUUUUCCCCAAGUUUAUAGUGAAGUAAAGUAGAGCUUGGACAGUUCAUUCAACACAUUUAGACCAAAAAAUAGAACUUGUUUCCUUAAAUGACCUGGCUAUCUGAAGCAAGAAUAUUUUGAUCAUGAAAAAAUAACACUGAAAUGUUUUAUUCUAAAAAGCUCCUUGUAUAUUAUACUUUAAAUAUCAAUUAUAGAUCCUGAAGAUGAAAUAUUUCAGUACAUCUGGAGAUAUUUUGUGUAGGUGAAGAAAGGGAUAAAAAUGAGAAAGGAGACAAGGUAAGAAAAGACAGACCAAAAAAAAAAAAAAAGGAACAGGGAAGAUGUAGGGUAGUGUGAUAUUUGUGUAGGUCUCUCUAUCAAUUAACAGAUCACAUUGUCACACCUCUCAUUUCCUUCAAGGUUUACACAUAGACCCAAGCUUCAUAGUCUUAAAUUUCUAGUAAAUUCUGAGUCGUGUGUGCAUGUGUCUCUUAGCCCUUCCAUUCCCUCUCCUGUAAAAAGGACAUCGUGACACCUACCUCACAGGGUUGUUGUGAGGAUCACAUAAGGUAUUGUGUGGGGAAGGAUGCUCUGUAAAACCAUAAAGUGCUUUAAACACGGGGGUACCCUUCA